AUGGAACAUAAAUCGCCUCGAUCGCCGAGCCCCUCCGCGUCGUCUGGGUUUCUCCGACUCGGUCGACGCGGGUCUAAGGCCUCACUAGCGACUACACGAACCGAACGAGAAAAUAAAGAUGCAGCUCUAGACCAGAUCCAUAACGCUGCGUAUCAGUCCGACUCACUGACACAUUUCAACGACUUCACCAGCCCCCCGACCCCUAUAUCGGCCCACGAUGAUAAAGGCCUAUCAGAGGAGCUACAGGGAGGGUUGAGUGGACUUUACACUCGGUUCAGAACCUCCGUUGGUGGUAUGAGAGAUAUCGUUAGUGGCGGGACAAGGCCGAUGGACAAGAAUGUGGUGGAGAGCCCCCCCAGUGAAAAGUCCGGUCCCAGAACGCUCGAUGACGAAGUCGGUUUCGGAUCUCGCAGCUCACCAUGGAGAUCUCGCAUCCAUCCGCAAGAGUCUGCCCCGCCCACCAAUAACGGCAAGAGCUCCAAGAUAUCUUCCAAAAGUGCCAGUAUAUCUUCGAAGGCGUCUGUUCCGCCGUCUCCAGGUAUCAAAGGCAGUAUUGCGCCUUUGACAAAGUCCAACACCGGCUCCAGUGCGGUUGAUCCCACCAUCACGCAGCUCCAUGCAAAUGCGGACCACCGCUCCCGAAGUAGCUCUGUUAACGUUCCUUCACAUGGACUUAAGAAUGCCGAGUCAGCAAGCAUUGGAAGCAGAGACGGUCCCGUAGAUCUGUCCUUGAGCCAAUCGUCUUCUGCACUAGACCAAAUUCACCCACACUCGCCCGUCUUAUCGACAAAGACACACGAGAGCAUCCAUGAAGACCACGAUUCGGUAGAUGCAGGCGGACCGGCCAUGUCAGCAAGCCAAGCCUCGGGAAUUCAUGCCAGGAAGUCAUCCGCAUCUGCUGAUCUGCCGAGGCUUCCAGAGAGCAUGUCUCAGUCUGCGUUAUCACGAAGUUCAAAGCAAUCUGACCCUCUCAAAGAAACGGCUUCUCAAGCUCAAGAAGCUAGAUCAAAUUCUCGAAUGUCUUUCAACCAGGGCGAGCCAGCAACCAUCGCACCCACACCCGCAAACGCCCAUUCUAAAUUCUUUCCCCAGGAUGGCGGAUCGUUUCGUACAGACCCUUCUGCUGAGAAUAUUGGCCAUAUAAAUCGCGAGGAGACAGGGAAGAAAUUGCCGUCGGAGGCUCCUGGCCUAACUAUGCUUAGCGACAGACUCAAGCCAACCACAGUCAACGCCAAGAAUAGACUCCCUGGGUAUGUGAUGUCUCGAGCUUCCACGGCAGAGUCGGCGACCACGGUUUCUUCCUUGCCUCCAAUUAAUACGGCCGUGCCACGAGUACCAGCCCCGCUAGAUAGCCGGGCCGCAGCACCUGGCUCCGAUGGUGUCAUAUCACAGCUACGAAGUAGAUUAAUGAGCAGAGACUUUUGGAUGCGUGAUGAGAAUGCGAAGGACUGUUUUCAUUGCGGUGAACCUUUUACAACAUUUCGCAGAAAGCAUCACUGCCGUACUUGCGGCCAGAUCUUUGACUCAAAAUGCACCCUUUUGAUCCCCGGUACUCAAUUUGGACAGCCUGGAUCUAUUCGCGUUUGCAAGCCUUGUGAACGAAUGAUAAAUGCUCAUGAGGAUGAUUCUUCUGAUUUUUCAGAUAGCGAGCAGAGCCCCGUUCUUAUGAACCCCCGGAUAUCUGAGCUCAGCUGGGGCAGUGCCCGUCCAUCUGUCGACGAUGAUGAUACUUCGUCCGUCAUAUCACAAUCAAUCGAUCAUGUGCUCAGAACUCCAACCAUGGCUAUCCCAGCCACACGGCGUGCAGGCGAGGGACAUAAUCGCCGAUCGGCAGUGCUUGAAAUCAACCCCGAACGUUCUUUGGCACGGCCGACAUCUUCCCGAUCCCUUAGAUCCUCCCUCGGAACUAGGCCCCAUUCAAUUAGCCACAAGCGCCACCAUUCUCGCCAACAAUUCAUUCGGAGCUUUAAGCCUUACCAUGACGAUCGAGCGCCAUUUCAGCGUCGCCAUGUUGAUGAUCUGAGCACAGAGUCUCGCCUUCCCGCUUUCCACAAAGACAAUAUCAUUGAUCCCGACCUUGCUCAAUACCUUUCAGAUGACGCAUCAAGUGGUGACGAACAGCCCAGUCUUUUGUCCGCGGUAACAGAUACCAACCUGUCUAAAAGUGGCGGUGACAGUGAAAAAGCCACUUUCGGUGGACUUCUUGCGGCUAUGAAAAAGGGCCGAUCAGCCUUCGGAGAACGCGGUAUCCCGAGCACCGCCCAACCCACUCGUGAUGCGGAUGAUGCUAGUAUAAGCAGCUCUAGAGCAGUGAAUCUGCCUCGUCCCUCACGUCGUCGGAAUCUAAGCGUUGCUAGCAGUGUCCACCAACGCCAGUCUCCCCGAGCUUCCAAAGACAGCAUGUUCCCACAGGAUACAUCCGUCCCGCCUGUCCCAUUCCCUGUCAAAUUAAGAGAAGCUGGAUUCAAGAUGACUAGAAGUUCAUCGAUGAGGAGAACCGGGGUCCCGCCAGUGGAACUGAACAAAGCUAGCUUGGAGCACGUUCGUAAGCUCCUGCGUCAGCUUCUGAUUGCGGCCUCUGUCCCGAACGAGGAGAGCUGGGAGAACGCUCUGGUGCCAAUUUUACUGAAGACAGCUGAUGAAGUGGACCCGGAUGUGCAGCGCGGAGAUGACAUGGAUAUCCGCCAUUACAUCAAAUUGAAGAAGAUACCAGGUGGGAGACCGGGAGACACCUCUUAUGUUUCAGGGCUGGUUUUCACGAAAAAUCUAGCUUUGAAAAGCAUGUCCCGAAGUAUCCCCUGUCCAAAUAUCUUGAUCCUCACAUUUCCAUUGGAGUAUGCUCGUCAGCAACAACAUUUCAUGAGUCUUGAGCCUGUCAUUCGACAGGAACGUGAAUUCCUGGAAAACCUUGUCAGUCGGAUUACGGCACUGAGGCCAAAUCUACUACUCGUUGAGAACAACGUCUCCGGUCUAGCUCUUGAUCUUCUUGAGAGAGCCCGCAUCGCAACCGCCUACAACGUGAAACCUUCCGUCCUCGAAGCUGUAUCAAGAUGUACUCAAACCAGAAUUGUGACUUCUAUGGACAAGCUCUUGACGACUGAACUGCGCAGUGAAUGCAGCAGCUUUGAUGUCAAAACAUACGUUCAUUCGGGCAGGAGGAAAACAUACAUGUACAUUUCCGGCUGUCCGAAAGAACUAGGGUGCACAAUUGUCCUUCGUGGUGCCGAAGAGGAUGUGUUAGCCCAAGUCAAGCAAAUUACCGAGUUCAUGGUUUAUGUCGUGUACAAUCUGCGCCUUGAGACAUGCCUGAUGCGCGAUGAAUUUGCAAAGAUACCAGCAUCGCCGGUGGAGCACGUCAAGGUCGCACCUCAUACUGAGAAGAAGGCCGGCGCCGACAAUGAAGGUGCCAAUGAAAGUGACCCAGCUUUGGUAGGACUGGAAUCUUCACAGACAACCGAAAAGUCGGCCGAAGAUCCAGAGAACCAGAAAUUGGCCGCUACUGAGACGAUCGAAGUUCCCGAAAAUGUUCCAAUGCCAACGUACUAUGACGACCUUGUCCAAGAUUACCAAAUGAAGAUCUUGUCUACUUCUCCUUUCGUCAAAUUCGAACCGCCGUACUUGCUGAUGCGUACCAGAGAAAUGGAACGAAGAUUGGCGUAUCUGAAAGGUCUCCGAGACAACGAUGGAUCCACGGGGGAUAUUUCAGAUGAAAAAGUAAAGCCACAGAAAUUCAUACUGAUCACACCUGAAAUGGUCCAUGAAUCACCGCGUGAUGCACCCUCCAAGGUCAAGGAAAUUUUGCGUGCAGCGCAUGAUGCAGAAUAUGACAGAGUCUUCUACCAUUACCAAACUCAGAAACGGCAGUGGGAAGCCUAUGUGGCGGGCAAUUCAAACAUGUUUGACCCGUAUUCUCAUCAGAACAUUGUCGUCCUUUACAGCCUUGUCUGUACGACAACGUCGGUCCCGUGUGCUGGGCCAGAUGUAUUUGCCCUGGAGUUUUACAAUGAGCACGGAGACGACGUCAUGUAUGAAGAGGAUUGCACGCUUGGCCAUUUUGUGCAGGCACUCUGUGGAUCAGCGAACCAUGCUUGUGGGGUGAAUGGCUGUGAGAAGCUCAUGUUCGAGCAUCAUCGCCAAUACGUCCAUGGUGACGCCCAACUGAGCGUGAUGCUCCAGCCUCAUGCCUCCAAGCUCCGAGGACUGCAAGACGCAGUCCUGAUGUGGAGUGUUUGCAAAAUUUGCGGACAUGAGACUCAAGCUACCUUGAUGUCGGAAAGUACUUUCAAAUAUUCUUUCGGCAAGUAUCUUGAGCUCUCGUUCUGGGGAAGAAAUCUGCACGCGCGUGCCGGUGUUUGUCCGCACGAUCUCCAGAGAGACCAUCUCCGUUACUUUGGCUUUAAAGACGUUGCUGUGCGCAUCCAAUACGAUAAAAUUCAUCUCCUCGAGAUAAUUGUUCCACGACCUCGAGUCACCUGGAAGGUGGAUAAUGAUUUGAAGCUGCGAAAUGAAGUCUAUACACGCACAGAGCAACGACUCGGCAAGUUCAUGACAUCAGUUGUCGCGCGUCUGAAGGGAAUCAACGUUGAGAGUGUCGUUCCCGAGCUGUUAGAUGCUAGCAAAAAAGAGAUAGAUGACUUGAUCAAGAAGGCUCAUGAGGAUCACGCUUUCUUGGUACGACAAUUGCAAGACAAAUACAACGGUUCACGCUACUGGGAGGUCAUACCUUUGAAUGAGGUAUUCCGUGCGGUUCAGGAAAAGGUUGUCGAAUGGGACACCAUCUUCGCAGACUUUGAGCGAAAUUUCUUCCCAUCGGAGAAAGACAUCAAAAGACUGGCGACUCUACAACUCAAGAAGAUCUUCCUUGAUAAAGAUGCAACAGAGGUUACGGAUGACCCCCCUACAUACGCCAACUGA
Messenger RNA from Penicillium waksmanii, 4914 nucleotides. RefSeq lists its product as uncharacterized. The record is from RefSeq and is a predicted model, not a curated record. Bases 1 to 4914 code for a protein of 1637 amino acids. The transcript has 2 exons. Gene Ontology annotation, cellular component: fungal-type vacuole membrane; endosome membrane. Gene Ontology annotation, molecular function: metal ion binding; ATP binding; 1-phosphatidylinositol-3-phosphate 5-kinase activity. Gene Ontology annotation, biological process: phosphatidylinositol phosphate biosynthetic process. Lineage: Eukaryota; Fungi; Ascomycota; Eurotiomycetes; Eurotiales; Aspergillaceae.